Molecule: messenger RNA, 3036 nt
Organism: Trichoplusia ni (cabbage looper)
Lineage: Eukaryota; Metazoa; Arthropoda; Insecta; Lepidoptera; Noctuidae
Product: xylulose kinase
Exons: 11
Coding region: 378-1967 (529 amino acids)
Biological process (GO): xylulose metabolic process; D-xylose metabolic process
Cellular component (GO): cytosol
Molecular function (GO): D-xylulokinase activity
Source: RefSeq, a predicted model, not a curated record
CAUCAUUCAACUGAAUAGUUGUUUCGCGUCGACUGUACCUAAUGUUUGAAUAAUAUUGCAAAAAUAAAUAUUAUCAGACUCAGGGUGUGGUUAUGAGUUAAUAACAUUUAGUAGAUAGAGUCAUAGUUCCGAUUACGUAAUUACUUUAAAUGAGAUAAUAGUGACCUUGUUUUGCUUCUUUAUCUAAUUGUUCCAAACAUUAGACUACAACGAUUAAUUUAUAUACUCAGACUAAUAAAAUACUGUAAUGAUAUCGUGAAAUCGCGUUGGAAUUUUACAAAACGGCAUUCAGUCACGAAAGCUGAGUCGAUAUCGCGUUCCUGAACGCACCGCAGAGCCGUGUCACUGCCCGCCCGCGCUGUCAAAAUAUAAAAAAAAUGACUGAGGAUUCAAAGAAAAAAACUUUUUUGGGAUUCGAUUUUAGUACUCAAAGGUUAAAAGCCAUUGUUAUAGGUGAAGACUUCUCGGUGCUGCAUGAGGCUGAAGUUGAGUUUGAUGUGGACCUACCAGAAUUCAGGACGGCGGGAGGUGUGGUGCGUGGCGAGGGGCGUGGGGAGGUGACAGCACCACCCCUGCUAUGGGUGAAGGCUUUAGACAUGGUGAUGGACCGCUUGGUGGUAGCUGGAGUGGACUUCUCCAUCAUUGAGGCUCUCUCAGGGGCUGGCCAGCAACACGGAUCAGUGUGGUGGUCGAAGGAUGCUGAAACCAAGUUGUCCAAGCUGUCUCCGGACGAGUUCCUUCACACGCAGCUGGCGACCGCCUUCGUGUGCGACUCGCCGGUGUGGAUGGACUCCAGCACCACUGCUGACUGUAAGGCCUUGGAGGAAGCUAUUGGAGCUGAGGAGUUAUCUCGCAUCACAGGCUCCCGCGCCUACGAGCGCUUCACAGGUCCCCAGAUCCGCAAGAUGUUCCGCACGCGGCCGCGCGCCUACCACGCGGCCUCGCGCAUCUCGCUCGUGUCCAGCUUCGCCUGCUCGCUGCUGGCCGGGACCAUAGCGCCCAUAGACCUCGCCGACGGCUCCGGGAUGAACCUGCUCGAUAUUAGAACUAUGAACUGGGAUGAUAAGGCUUUGGAAGCUUGUGGCGACGAGAACCUAGCAACCAAGCUCGGUACUCCUGUUCCCAGCGCCACGGUAGUGGGAUGUAUCUCUCCGUACUUCGUCGGCCGCUACGGAUUCAAACCUGAGUGCCGCGUUGUCGCCUUUACUGGAGACAACUGCUCUGCUCUAGCAGGUCUUCGCCUCCGCUCGGGGUGGGUAGGACUCUCGCUGGGUACCAGCGACACGCUUCUGCUGGGCCUACAGGCGCCGGCCGCGCCCAGCGCUGGGCAUGUCCUCGUGGGACCCACUCCUGACGCCCCGUACAUGGCGCUGCUGUGCUUCGCUAACGGCUCUCUGACGAGGCAAAACCAUCGCGAUAGGCUGGCCGGGCCCAGUUGGGAAGCCUUCAACGAUUUGUUGAGGUCUACAGUGAGGGGAAAUAUGGGAUACAUGGGCAUCUACUACGACACGGCGGAGAUAGUCCCGCGCGCGGCGGCGGGGCGCUGGCUGCGCGAGGGCGCGGGGCGGGCGCGGGAGCGCGCGGCGCCGCAGCACGAGGCGCGCGCGCUGCUGGAGGGGCAGGCGCUCGCCAGGAGGGCGCAUGCUGAGGACAUGGGCUUCACGCUCGACAAGUCUUCACGCGUGAUAGCGACGGGUGGUGCUUCAGUUAACAAGGAGCUGUUGCAGAUAUUUGCAGACGUCUUCAAUACACCCGUUUACGUGCAGGACCAGCACGCUAACGCCGCACUAUUGGGAGCAGCGAUACGCGCCGCCGAAGUGUGGAGCGCUGUCACAGGGACUAAAUUACCAGGAUCGGAGUUGAAGGUGACUCCGGUAGCGACCCCGUACCCCGACCACGACGAGAUCUACACUCCCAUGCUGGCUCGCUACCGAGAGAUGAUCGAAACCAUUCCCAAGCUCGCCUAAUUAAUAACAAUCUUACUAAUAUUCCGCAUAUAAGUAAAUACUAAUUAUUCCAUAACGAUGGUGCUAAAACUUGAGCUAUUUCCUGCCAAUUCAAGUAAACAUUUGUGAAUCUUGGUACAGAGGAAUGAAGUAUGAAAAUCAAUCAAUUUAUGCGCUUAAGGGGUUUACAAUACAGUGCCUUAUUAGUACUAAUUACGAUAGUAUACGGCCAAGUACUAAAGAUUUGCCGAACAAUGUGUUAUUAUACGAAACGAAAACAAUAUGGUGGCAGGAUUUAGUUCAAGUACCUCUCCACAGCCAAUAUGUUAGUUUAUCUAACGAAAUAUACUUAAUGACGUAACGCUAAUUACGCUUACCAGUUAUAAUCAAAUAUUAACGAAAGCUUAUAUUUUAGCACACUUGCUGCUUAUUCGGCACUUUAAGAGGAAACAUUCCAUCCAUUUUGAUAUAGCUUCGGCAUUUAUUACUUGUUAAGGUGUUGAAUUUUGUUAUUAUUAUCGUUCAGAAUCUGAGGUUUUGUGAUCGUAGUUGUAAGAUGAUUCCACUACAGAUUUGUGAGUUCUGUAACUCGACAUACAUAAAGAACUGAUAUUUAAUUUGAGUGUGAAAUAAUCAGAAUAAUCCUUCUUCAUGUAAUUAAAGGAUAACAAGAAAUAUCGGUUGUUUAUGGGUGGAUAGGGUAGUUUAUGAUUUUAUAAAGACAUUUUAUUUACACGUAACACUUGUUUGGGUGGUACCCGGAAGUUUUUCCAUUAAAUAUGUUAAACUGAAUUCAGUAAGACUGGAUUUUGGAACAUGACCCCUACAUAGUUUGGGUAAAAGCAGAUUUUAUUUACAUUUUAUACUUGACAUAAAUCAUGGUGCUGUACUGUGCAAUAUUCCAUUCACAUUCCGUUUUAGAUCUAUUUAUAGGCAUAAUGUUUUUGACGUGGUGUUAGUAAAUCAUACAGCCUUCCGUUGUUUUGUUGGUUCAUAAACCAUGAUCUGCAAUGCGACUAGAGCUUUUUGUUAUAUAUUGUACUUUUGUUAUUUUUUUAUACACUUUUAUAAUAAAUGUUUGCUAAAAAAA